Suillus discolor is the source of this 1345-nucleotide messenger RNA. Its product is annotated as CTD kinase subunit gamma CTK3-domain-containing protein. The record is from RefSeq and is a predicted model, not a curated record. The transcript has 6 exons. Gene Ontology annotation, biological process: positive regulation of transcription by RNA polymerase I; positive regulation of DNA-templated transcription, elongation. Bases 68 to 937 code for a protein of 289 amino acids. Lineage: Eukaryota; Fungi; Basidiomycota; Agaricomycetes; Boletales; Suillaceae. Gene Ontology annotation, cellular component: CTDK-1 complex.
GUCAGGAGCAGUAACAACAACACAAGCGUGUCCCGUGAUUCCUGCAUAUUUCCACAACGUUGCAACCAUGCAUGACCCAUUCGAAGUGAGAAUGCAGUUCCUCGGGCUCAUUCGCAAGCUGAACGCAUCACAACAAUCGAUACAGAAAGUCGUUGCAUUUGCAUUGAAGUACUUUUCGAGAUGUGGGGAGGAUUUGUGGGAGUGCAUUAUUGAAGAGUGUCAGAAGGGUUCCAUCAAUCACCGCAUAAAUAUUCUUUACUUUCUUGACUCCCUUUGCGAAACAUCGCUACUAGCGAAGGCGCAUCAACUCCCAGAACAGUCGUCUUCAUCAAGUAAGCAAGUCAACAACGCGUUGUAUGUCGACUACGUCUCGCGGGAUCUGACGCAGAUUGUGGAAUGCGUUGUACCUGUGGGUAGGCAAGGGCUACCUAAUCUACCGAGUACAAAACAGAUCUUAGAAAACUGGCGCACAAAACGUAUAAUAGAGCCACAAAAAGUUGACGAAGUCCUCUCGUUGCUCUCUUCUAGAGACUCAGCACCAGAUACGACCUCGACAUCUGUGGCACCUUCAGCAGCAAAAUCAGAGCCCCAUCUCUCUCGCGGCGAAAUAUUCAAGCGCAUCGAAGAGGACCGAGAGCGACAUAAACGCCUUCGAGAACGACGGUGGGUUCAGGCGCAGCCUCACUCGGGCUCUGCAGUCCCGUCUUAUUCGAUGUUCACGCUUGCGAGUUUCUUGCCGCUGAGCGACACAGAAAACGCCGAGCUUGCGCUGGAUAUAGAAUUUGAAAAUGAGUGGGAGGCAACGAGUGAUUGGAAUGAGGACGACGUGGAAGCGACCGCAGAGGAGAGGGAGCUUUGUCAUCCACAUCUGAAACGGAAGGGAUUUACGAAUGACGAAGACGAAGGAGAGCAAGAGAUGGAUAUAGAUCUGUCGUGAUAUAGUACUGUGCUACUCAGUGCAGAACGUGAGCGAUGUUUCUAGAUUCUGACACUGGAUUCUGAAACAUCACUCCCGUUGUGUCGUUAUGUGUCGUGUAUAAUUGGAACGAUAAGUGUCAAUGCGUUUCGAAGAUGCUGGAUGAAGAAACGGCACGCCAUCAGGGAAACAGAGUGCUACAGAGCGUUCUGUAGCAUUCUGAAGCACAAUCUAACCCGCUGAUGGUGGGCGCUACUCAAGCGUCAGUCUCCUGUCUUGAAGAAUUUAGCCGAUUAUCCUUCUUCGCUCUCUUCAACUAGUCGGGGCCUGUGCAGCGGUGGCCCAGGACCUAGGUUGUGAAUUUAUCUAGAUCAUGAUAAUGAUCCAAGCUUGAGGCAAGCUCACAGGCCAUUAUCCAUUAAUCCACCG